Molecule: messenger RNA, 3494 nt
Organism: Ictalurus punctatus (channel catfish)
Lineage: Eukaryota; Metazoa; Chordata; Actinopteri; Siluriformes; Ictaluridae
Gene: coro7
Product: coronin 7
Exons: 28
Coding region: 106-2871 (921 amino acids)
Molecular function (GO): protein binding
Source: RefSeq, a predicted model, not a curated record
UCAGCCAAUCAGCGCUCAGGAUUUCUCCCAUUCUGCUUCACUAAAGCUGAGAGUGACAACACAGCGCCACCCGGAAGGCACGAGACGAUCAGUGAGGAGCCGAGAAUGAACCGCUUCAAGACUUCCAAAUUUAAGAACACCACUCCGAAGAUCUCGAAGAAAGAUGAGUGGAUCUCAAAUGUGCGAGGAAGCUCCCUCAACUCUCAGGGCAACCAGAUUAAAUCCAGCUGUAGCCUUCUGGCAUUCAACACUGAGCAGAGUGGUGGUGGAAUGGUGGGGCUUUGCUCACUUGACCCUGGACCUGAUGGCAAAUGGACAGUAACUCAAAUUCCAUGUCAUGCUGACCAGGUGACUGAUCUGGAUUUCUCCCCAUUUGAUGACUAUCUCUUGGCCACCUGCUCAGCUGAUGAGACGGUAAAGGUAUGGCGUGUGUGUGAUCCAGGUGAGGAGCAGCCUGUAAGUGCUAAUAUAUCGUUAAGUCCUGGGGACGGACGACUGGAGCUGCUGCUUUUCCACCCCACUGCUGCCGGCUUGCUGGCAGUCGGCUCAGGCAGGGGUGUCCAAGUCUGGGACACCAGCAGAGACAAAGCCCUUGCAGUUUUGGAGCAGCAUAAGGAGCAGUUGCAGAGCCUGGCCUGGAAAGAGGACGGCUCCCUGUUGGCCUCCUCCUGCAAGGACAAAAACCUGCGCAUUUUUGAUCUGAGAGCACAGUUGACUGCAGUCCAGUGUGCUCAAGUUCUUUAUAGCAACAAGGAUUCUCGUGUUCUCUGGGUGAAAGAUGAUUAUAUCCUCACUACUGGAUUCAAUCAGAAUCGGCAGCAGGAGGUGCGGCUGUGGGAUUACAGGAAGCUGAACUCCUCGCUGAGCUCCGUGUCUUUAGCCACCUCCAAUGGGACUUUAAUGCCAUUGUAUGAUCCUGAUUCUGGUCUCCUUGUAGUGUCAGCAAAGGGAGACAGUGUGAUCGACUGCUUUGAGGUGACCACAGGGGAGCCAUGCCUUUCACAAGUGAGCCAUUGCCUGAGCGACGCAUCCACACGUGGAAUAGCAGUGGUUCCCAAACUGGCGCUGGACGUAGGCCGUUGUGAAGUGCUGCGGGUGAUGCAGCUGACUGACAAUUGCAUCAUCCCAAUCAGCUACCAGGUGCCUCGCAAGGCAGGGCAGGACUUCCAUGCUGACCUAUAUCCAGACACUGCAGGCCACACGCCGGCCCUGACAGCAGAUGAAUGGUGGAAGGGAAUGAAUAAGCAAGUGGAAAAGGUGAGCCUCCACCCAGACAAGAGGCCAAAGGGGAAAGUUCAGCCAGCCACUCAGGUCACAGCAAAGGAACUACCUCGUGGAAAAAGUAAAGAGGUUCCCUCCACCUCCAGUAGUGCCCUCAGUACCCCAAGCAACAGUGCAGUUCCAUCCCGUUCCCCUUCCUUAACCAGUGGUAUGUCCUCCGGAUUCCUCCCCAGCCCCAGCCAGAGCUCCCGUGCCAUCCAGAGCAUGCUGGGCCCAAGCUCCAAGUUUCGUCAUAUUCAGGGCACUGUUCUGCAUCGUGAUACGCACAUCACCAACCUGCGUGGCAUGAGUCUGACUACACCUGGCGAGUGUGAUGGCUUCGCUGCCAAUGGGCAGCGAGUGGCAGUGCCUCUGGCCAUUGCAGGAGGGCAGAUUUCUGUGCUUGAGCUCUCUCAGCCUGGGAAGCUGCCAGACACAACACUGCCCACCAUCCAGAACUCAGUGAAUGUGGCUGACUUCUGCUGGGACCCUUUUGAUCCUCACAAGCUGGUGGUUGCUGGUGAUGAUGCAAAGAUCCGUGUGUGGAAGAUUCCAGAAGGUGGUUUAGUGGAAACACUGACUGAACCCGAGUGUGUUCUACGUGGACACACUGAGAAAAUCUACUCCAUCAAGUUCCACCCCCACGCCUCAGGUCUGCUGGUGUCCUCGUCAUAUGACAUGACUGUGCGACUGUGGGACCUGGAAACUGGAAGAGAAGCCAAGAAACUGAGUGGACACCAAGAUCAGAUAUUUGGAAUGGCUUGGAGUCCCAACGGCAAGUUGCUGGCUACCGUGUGUAAAGAUGGAAAAGUGCGUUUGUAUGACCCACGCAAGUCUACUGAACCCAUCCAGGAGGGCCCUGGUCCUGAGGGCCACAGAGGUGGUCGUGUAGUCUGGGUUUGCGAUGGCCAGUACCUGCUAGUGUCAGGGUUUGACUGCCGCAGUGAGCGACAGCUUUACCUGUUCUCUGCUGAGUCCUUGGCCUCCGGACCUGUGGCUACCGUACCUGCUGACGUGUCCCCCUCAACGCUCAUCCCAUUCUAUGAUGCCGACACCAGCCUUGUUAUUCUCACAGGGAAGGGCGACACACGUGUGUACAUCUACGAAAUCAUAACAGAAGCCCCUUACUUUAUGGAGUGCUGCAGCUUCAACUCCUCUGAGCCACACAAGGGCUUGUGCUUCCUGCCAAAGACGGUGUGUGAUGUACGUGAUGUAGAGGUGGCCAGAGCUGUCAGACUUGGCAAGACCACCAUUGAGCCAGUGGCCUUCAAAGUGCCUCGAGUCAGAAAAGAGUUCUUCCAGGACGAUGUGUUCCCUGAGACAGCAGUGUGGUGGGAAUCAGGUCUGAGUGCUGCUGCGUGGCUCUCCGGUUCUGACAGUCAGCACCACAAGAUCAGCCUGCAACCGAAAGACAUGACUCCUGUGAGCAAGGCUCCUAAGGAAGCACCAGUAAGGAAGUACCUCCCCUCUUCUGUGUACCUCGAAGAGAAGACGGAUGAACAGAAAAAAGAGGAGCUUUUGAGUGCCAUGGUAGCUAAGUUGGGGAACAGGGAAGAUCCACUGCCACAGGAAUUAUUCGAGGGGGUGGAUGAAGAUGAAUGGGAUGACUAAUGAGAAGCCUUGUUGGUGACAGUGCUAUCAACAGAGAAUUAAAGAAAGACCCGAGUCUGCUUGAUACCCAUGUCACUACUGACUGCCAGACUGAAGGCCACACUCCAAUACAUCCACUUAUGCAUCACAAAAUCCAACAAACUUCUUCUGCAUCAAUCAGUCAGAGCUAAAUGUACAUAAUCUUCUAUAGUUAGCUGUACACGCACUUCUGUAGUCAGUGAUCAUGUGAUCAGUUACAUGCAGACUUGCUAAUACAUAAGACUGGUUGAAUGUACUCCAAGCCUAACAGCAUUGCAUGUGUUUUUAACUGUUGAUUAGAAGGAAUUUUUAUACCGUGACAUUUUUCUAUAACAUUGUAAAAAUGUUUCACAAGCUUCUCAUUAAUCCGCUCCCCUUCUAGCCGAAAUUUUUUGCUAAGUAAUCAGAAACAUUGAAUCUCUAAAAUGCAUGUUUCCAGGUUUUAUGGUUAUAAUGCUUAGCUGUUAUCGUAUGUCAGAAAAUUCAUGUAGGGAAAUACACACAGGGCUGAAACCUCCAUUGCAUUACUCUGUUCUGCAGUUUUCAUAUCUCAGGCAAAUUGAGAUUGCCUGAGAGAAAUAAAUUCCAGUCUUAUUCAGUAGAAA